This is a messenger RNA of Sturnus vulgaris (Common starling), 546 nucleotides long. The record is from RefSeq and is a predicted model, not a curated record. Lineage: Eukaryota; Metazoa; Chordata; Aves; Passeriformes; Sturnidae.
CCUGCUCGUUCUGGGUCCCCUUUCCAGCUGGACAGGGAUCUGUGCUGGCCUGAAGAGCUCCAGUCCCUGUCCCCAAAUGUGUGCUGGUCAUUCUGUGCCCCUUCCACAGCCUGGGAGGAGGGGAAGUUUUUGUUCUAUUAGUUCUCCAACCAAAGGUUUCAUUAACUCGAGGAAGCACUUAAUGACUGUUUGGUUUUGUCAGAUUGUAGCACUGAAUAAAACAAAGGAAAAAAUGCGGCCUUAUCAAGGCAACCAGGAUGAUGAAGAUCCAGAUAUCAAAAAAAUUAAGAAGGUUCAGAGCUUUAUGCGGGGCUGGUUGUGCAGAAGGAAAUGGAAAACCAUCGUCCAAGAUUAUAUUUGUUCUCCUCAUGCAGAGAGCAUGAGGAAGAGGAACCAGAUAGUUUUCAACAUGGUGGAGGCUGAGUCUGAGUAUGUGCACCAGCUUUAUGUCCUGGUGAACUGUUUCCUGCGGCCCCUCAGGAUGGCAGCCAGCUCCAAGAAGCCUCCCAUCAGCCACGACGACGUCAGUAGCAUUUUCCUCAACAG